AGGAAAAAAAUGAAAAUCUAAAAUCGAAGAGAUAGAGAGCGAUCGUGAUAAAGAGUUUUCAUUGCUCUUUUAUCUAAGUUUUUUCGAUGGAGGGUAUGGUUGGGUUUGAGUUUCGUCCGAACGACGAGGAGCUCGUUGGUCACUAUCUCCGUAACAAAAUCGAAGGAGACACCAGCCUCGUUGACACAGCCAUUCCCGAAGUCAACAUCUGUAGCUACGAUCCUUGGGACUUGCGCCGUCAGUCGAAGAUCAGAUCGAAAUAUCCUGUGUCUGUGUGGUAUUUCUUCUCCCGUAGAGAGAAUGGGAUACGACAGAACAGGAGAACGCCUUCUGGGUUCUGGAAACUUACCGGAGAGUCUGUUGAUGUCAAUGAUCAGUGGGGGUUUUGGACUGGAGCUCAAGGUAAGAUUGGUCAUAAAAGGGUUUUAGUCUUCCUCAAGGGACGAGGCUCUCAGCAAACCAAAUCUGACUGGGUUAUGCACGAGUUUCACUACGACUACGACCUCUUGCCAGAACAUGAGAGGACCUAUGUCAUUUGCAGACUGGAAUACAAGGGUCGCGACACGAAGUUUCUAUUUGAUUGUCCAACAGAUCCCACUCCCACUUUUGUCCCCAAUCCAACUAAUAGUGAAGGUUCUGUGGUCGACCGAUCAUUUGAAGAAUAUUUAGGAUCUUUCUACAAUAUCUCUGAGUUUGAUUCAGCAAAUCAGGGCCACCAGCUUGGAAACUUUAAUAUGCAACAACAAGUUCCUUACUUGGAGGACUCAUGUGUUGAUGAUCCACAGAGGAUUUGGGACUAUCCAAUCAGCGAAAUAAUGUCAAUUAUGCAAGUUAAUCCCAGUAAUCACUGUCCAAAAACUCCGCUUACAGGGGUUUUGGCCGAUGAUAGCUGUGAUAGUGACACUGACUCAAUGACUUGCAGAGACACUUCGAGCUCAACUGAUAGUGAUGGUUGUUCGAAUGAAUCGGACCAUACUCUCACUGAUGAUGAUAUUUCAUCAUUAAACACUAUUGAGCCUUUGCACAAUUAUGAGGCACGAGGGAUGCCAAAGCAGCCUGUAUUGCAUUUGCAAGUCAAACAAAAGGUGUUUACCAACACGGUGAAGCAUAACUGGAUUGUUUUAGAGGAGAUGACUCAAACGAAUUCAAAGUGGAACUAUCUCAAGAACAUGAUCAUUGGCUUCUUAUUGCUCAUAUCCAUCAUUGGCUGGAUCAUUGUGGUUUAGUCAAAUCCGACUCAUGCUCACAAUUUUUCUCUUUCUUGUGUGUGCGUUUUUGUUGUUUUGUUUUUUUGUUUCUUUGCUUUGCUCAGUUUUUAGAAGUCUGAAGUUUUACAAUAAUCGUACAACUAGUGUAUGCUGUGAAUAAUGAAGAGAUCC
Capsella rubella is the source of this 1379-nucleotide messenger RNA. RefSeq names its product NAC domain-containing protein 1. The coding region runs from base 87 to 1226 and encodes 379 amino acids. NCBI's taxonomy places the organism in Eukaryota, Viridiplantae, Streptophyta, Magnoliopsida, Brassicales, Brassicaceae. The transcript has 5 exons. The record is from RefSeq and is a predicted model, not a curated record. Gene Ontology annotation, molecular function: DNA binding. Gene Ontology annotation, biological process: regulation of DNA-templated transcription.